Molecule: messenger RNA, 1466 nt
Organism: Thermothielavioides terrestris NRRL 8126
Lineage: Eukaryota; Fungi; Ascomycota; Sordariomycetes; Sordariales; Chaetomiaceae
Product: glycosyltransferase family 8 protein
Exons: 2
Coding region: 178-666 (162 amino acids)
Source: RefSeq, a predicted model, not a curated record
AACAUUGGCGUGAACUAACGUACUGAGCCCUCCGCCGUAGCCACCUGGGCUGAGUCCUUCACCAAGCUCCUCGCCUUCAACCAGACGCAAUACGCCCGAGUCCUCUCUCUCGACUCGGACGCCAACGUGCUCCAAAACCUCGACGAGCUCUUCCUGCUCCCCCCCUCCCCGGUAGCCAUGCCGCGCGCAUAUUGGCUGUACCCCCAGGAAAAGAAGCUGGCCUCACACAUCGUGCUGCUGCAGCCGAGCGCGACCGAAUUCGCGCGCGUCAUGGACGCGGUCCGCGACGCGGCGCCGGGCGACUACGACAUGGAGAUUCUGAACCGGCUCUACGGCGACUCCGCGCUGGUGCUGCCGCACCGGCCGUACGCCCUGCUGACGCGCGAGUACUUUAGGGAGCCCUGGAACCACUCGCACUACCUCGGCAGCGACCGCGAGCAAUGGGACCCCGUGGCGGUGUACAGCGAGGCCAAGUACCUGCACUUCUCGGACUGGCCUAUGCCGAAGCCUUGGCUGCCUGCGGAUGAGGAGCUGAGGCUCCAGGUGCAGCCCAAGUGUUAUGUUAACGACGGCGGCGUCGAGUCCUGUGCUGAGAGGGAGUUGUGGAACGGGUGGCGGAACGAAUUUAAGGAGAGAAGAAAGAGAGUAUGCGGGACUGGCACUUGAGCGGGACGGCGCAGAAAGUCGUGAGUCUCUGAACUGCGGCCAACUUGUAGACGACUCGUGCGCCACGCGUGGCGGGUGUGCAUUUGAAGGACGAGACCAUCCGGGCGAGUCGAGAUAGCCGGAGAAGUCGAGCGAGGUAUCUUGGCCGGUUUUGACGGUAAAGGACAUUGGUGGAAGCGCAGCGGCGAGAGGUGGGAAGGGUAAUGGGAUGGAGACAGGGGCAGCGAGUGGGAAAGGGGGUGGCGGGUCCGGGAGUGUUACUGGUGUUGGGGAGUCGACGGCGACGGCGACGACAACGGCGACUGCAACCGAUGGCGUUUGCGGGGGCGACGGAGGUGUGUCGAUUACGGUGGUUGUAACGAUUGUGGUGCCUGUGGUGGGUAGGGUGGUGCUUGUCGUUGGGGUGGGCUUGCUGGUCUGGAGCCUGAAGAAGAAAAAGAAGGCGCCGGAGCCCACGCUCCCAUUGGCGGCUUCGAACAUUGCGACAGUCGUUGAUGUGCAGAAGGACUGGAUUGACGACGUCAAGGAGCUUAUGGGGACGCGGGCUGUCUGGCCGGCCGUCAGAAUUGUCAAGUACCUCGCGCUAUCCUAGCAACGGAGGCAGCGCGGCGGCCGCAUGGGGUCCGUCGGAUGCAAGUCCAGUAUAUACUCCCGUAUACGCUGCGUUUCCAAUUGGGCGAACAAAGUAAGACUUGUAACCCGGGAUGCAGGAGGAGGAUGAAGAGAGGAAGUGGGAAAUGAGCAAGCAGGCGAGGGCGCGGUGUAUUAUGAAGACCCGGCGACUUGAUCAGUGAAGGGAC